Messenger RNA from Lithohypha guttulata, 1077 nucleotides. RefSeq lists its product as uncharacterized. Bases 1 to 1077 code for a protein of 358 amino acids. Gene Ontology annotation, biological process: exocytosis. Gene Ontology annotation, molecular function: guanyl-nucleotide exchange factor activity. The transcript has 3 exons. Gene Ontology annotation, cellular component: Golgi to plasma membrane transport vesicle; cell tip. The record is from RefSeq and is a predicted model, not a curated record. NCBI's taxonomy places the organism in Eukaryota, Fungi, Ascomycota, Eurotiomycetes, Chaetothyriales, Trichomeriaceae.
AUGUCUAGCCAUUGCCCUAAGUGUGGGCAUGCCUUCGACUCGACCGAUGCGAACGAAGCGCAGGCGCGAAUUGCCGACCUCGAAACUCAAGUGCGACUACUUAACUCGAAAGCUUCUUCCUAUGUCGACAGGCUAGCAGACUAUGAAGACGAAAUACGCUCAUUACAAGCCGAAUGCACAAGGCUACAAAAGGAAAAGGACAGUGCUGUAGCAACAAAUUCAAAAGAGAAUGCAGGCAGGUCGAAGGAGGAUAUGCCACCAUUUCCACCACUAGAGAAAGAGAGUGCUACUCAAGCACCCCCGAAUAGACAAAGUCUCUCCAGAUUAGGCAGCUUGACUUCAUACCUGCCCUUACGGCGCAAAGAUACAGCGUCAGACCCACCACCUGUACCACCUCUAAACACAAGUCUCAAUCAGUCAACGCCAAACCUUUCGACUCCAACCACCGAGUACAUGAGAGCUUCAUCUCCUCCGCCAUUUGCUACAGAUCCAGGUCGGCAAGGGCAGUCACUGACACUCGUGGGUCUACAGUCCAGCCUAGAAACAGAGCGUAAUCUUCGUCAACAAGCUGAAACUACCCUGGCGCAAUCGCAAAAUGAGCUGGAAGAGCUGACUGCACAACUCUUUGGUCAGGCCAACGAGAUGGUCGCGGCAGAACGGAAAGCUAGGGCUAAGCUGGAAGAGAGGGUGAAAUUGCUAGAAACUCGUGACGGAGAGAAGAGGAGAAGGUUGGAAAGGCUAGAGAAGGCAGUUGAGCGCAUAGAACGUGUGAGACAGAUGGUCGUGAACCACGAAAAGCAGAUGGGUGAUGAAGCGUAUACACAGACUGAGGUCGUGAAUGGUCGAAAGGUGGGCAGAACAUCUACGGCUCGAUCACAAGACACGCACUACGUUCACGUUCAAGAAGACGAGGUCGGCAUCGUAGAGGUAGUGAGCGAGGAUGAGGAGGAAGAGGCUGUUAGUGUCAUGAACGACCACAACGAUUUCGAAAAUGAUCAAGGCUAUGAAUUUGACGUGCAGUUGAAGGUCUGGAGGAGAAGCAGAGCCAACCUCUGGAGGGCGUCUGUUCUUGACUGA